Messenger RNA from Talpa occidentalis (Iberian mole), 2983 nucleotides. RefSeq names its product serum response factor binding protein 1 (gene SRFBP1). Gene Ontology annotation, biological process: maturation of SSU-rRNA. Gene Ontology annotation, cellular component: nucleus; 90S preribosome. The record is from RefSeq and is a predicted model, not a curated record. Bases 181 to 1467 code for a protein of 428 amino acids. The transcript is spliced from 9 exons. Lineage: Eukaryota; Metazoa; Chordata; Mammalia; Eulipotyphla; Talpidae.
GCGCCCACCGAGGCUUUCUUUGCCUCAAGAAUCCCUCGUACUACCCAUACGCUGGCGCGAAGGAGAGUGAGUAAGUUUGGCCAAAAGAGGCCACCGUUGGGGGCGGGGUUACGCAGCCGCGUUGUGGCCCACGCAGUUCACGUGCCGGCAACAUCUGCGGAUGUUCUUCCUGGCGCUAACAUGGCUCAGCCUCGGCCUCCGAACCUCAAUAACGAGGUUGUGAAGAUGAGAAAAGACGUGAAGAGAAUCCGAGUUUUGGUUAUCCGAAAACUUGUCAGGAGUGUUUCCAGACUGAAGUCAAAAAAGGGUACUGAAGAUGCGCUGUCCAAAAACCAAAGACGGGCACAAAGAUUGCUUGAAGAAAUUCAUGCCAUGAAGGAAUUGAAACCUGAUGUCAUAACUAAAUCUGCUCUUGGUGAUGAUAUCAACUUUGAAAAAAUCUGCAAAAAGCCUGAUUCUACUGCAACUGAAAGAGCAAUUGCCAGAUUAGCAGUGCACCCUCUUCUGAAGAAAAAAAUAGAUGUGCUGAAAGCUGCUGUCAAAGCCUUUAAGGAUGCAAGACAAAAUGUUACUGAAGUAAUAUCAUCAAAGAACACUUCAGAAGAAACUCAUUCCAAGGACACUUUGUGUUCAAAUGAUGAUGCCAGAAAGUUACAACAUGAAGGAACCAUUAUCAAUGAGCAAAAAGCAAAAGAAACCAAAAUAUUGACAAAGAAGCCAAUAAAUAAUGCAAAAGAAAAAAUAGCCAAAUUGGGGCAUGGACCAAAAGCAGUAGACAUUCCAAAUUCUCCAUCAAAGCCUGCUGAAAAGGAUUCUAUCAUUUCCUCUGAACUACAGGAAACACCUGCUGAACCAAAAAUGAAAACAUUAAGUAAAAUCAAAGAAAAGAAAGAGCCCCAAAACUCCUUUGGUGAUAGCAGUGAUGGAGAAGAAUUACAUGAAGAAGAGAAAGAGUAUUUUGAUGACAGCACAGAAGAAAGGUUUUACAAACAGUCUUCCAUGUCUGAGGAUAGUGAUAGUGGUGAUGACUUCUUCAUUGGGAAAGUCAAACGGACAAGAAAGAAGGACAGUAGUUGCCCUUCUUUAGUUAAGGAACAGAAAGCCCCCCCCAAAUUGUUACCUGAGGAAGAUACUCUUGAAAGCCAUCACGAUUUUAGAAAUGAUAAAAUCAUGCCAAAAACAGAAGUUACGAAGUUUGAAUCUGUGUUUUUCCAUUCUUUAUCUGGAUCUAAAAGUUCUAGAAGAUCUUGCAGGGAACAGGUUCCGAAAAGCAAAGCCCCAGGUUUUCAGCAAAAUGAAUCUCAAGUCAAGAAUCACCUUGAUAAGAGUGCUCAAAGAAGAUUUGAAAAUACAAAACAGAGCUCACAGCUGCCUCUUCAUCCUUCAUGGGAAGCAAGCAGAAGGCGAAAAGAACAGCAAUCUAAAAUUGCUGUGUUUCAGGGAAAAAAGAUUACCUUUGAUGAUUGAUUAGAACCUCUUUUCAUGAACUUUUUCAUCUAAAAAUGAUUUUUCUUUUUACCAGUCUAUUACUUAAACUUGUAUUUGAACAAUUCUCUUUGGAGGGAUUAUAGAAUAAAUUAAGUUUUGUUUUGUUUUUUUUCUUUCUUUUUAGUGUGUCAAAGUUAUAUUUAUAUAAACCUCCCAUAAAGCAGGUACAUCCAUAAAUUGAUUUUUUUGAUAUGCCCCAGACUAUUCUCUCUAUAAAAAAUGUUGAGAUUAUAGUUAUCUAAGAUUUUCUUAUUUGUGAUUAUCAUAAAGUGUAUUUCACUGGAUAACCUGUAUUUCUUUGCCUUGAAAAUAAAUAUUGAGAUGUUUUAAGAAUAAUAAUGGACAAGUAUGAGGAAUUGUAGCUAUUUAAAAUAGAUCAGUUUUGCUAAAUAUUUUUCUUUUUAGCAAAACUGACAUAGUAACUUUUAUUAUGAGUAUAUAGAAAAUAAAUUAUACAAAAAUAUUUUUAUUAUAGUGUUACUUAGUUGUGAUAAUAUACUUUUUUGGUAAUUCUAAAUAGUUUCCCAAGACAACUGUGGAUUUCUGAAUUAGAUUGCAAUUACUUAGGUAGUGUACAUGUAACAUCACAACCAAAAAUCGAUUUUCCAUUUCAUUGCAUAUAAAUAUUUCCAUUUAAUCCAGAAUGUGUAACAGCGAAUUAUUUGACCAGGUGUCUCACAGAAACAGUUUUUGAGGAAUCAAAACUUGGAGCUUAUAUGAAAAAAUUCUAAAGGAGGUAUGACUGAAAGAACACCUUCACUGAUAGCUCUGCUCCCCUAGCAUAGAAGUUAUGAGCUGACUUGCUCAAGCAGGAACUGCUUUGUAUAUCAUAAUACAGUUACCAAAAGGAAAACAUGAUUUUAAAAAAUUCUUUAAAUGUUUCAAUUUUUGCUACUCUGGGUGAAUUGAAAGCUGAGUAAUGUUAGCUAAAUCCCUGUUUUCUAUACAUUGAUGAUGUUAAUGAAGGAAUCUCUGGUUAGCAGAACUCCACAAGCUCUGAAGAGUCAUUUCUGUCCUUUUCAAGAGCUAAGAAUUUAGAUAUCUAGAAUAAUGGAAUUCAAGAGUUAUGCAGUAAAAAAUUUGUUGAGUGUAAGGUUUUUUGUACUUUAAAAUUGUUAUUCUGCAGUUUCGCUUAAGAAAAAUUGGAAUUUUAGUUAUGAAGUAUUAUUACAGGAAAAGUGAAAGAAAAAUAUCUCUAUGCCUACUUAGGUUUAGCCAAACUGCAAGGUUGAGGGCACUGUCUUCCAUACUGUCAAGAGUACCCACGACUUCUUAACCCCAACUGCAAGGAGGUACAGCCAGCCAUAACAUUAGAGGGAAGAAUCCACAUGAGCACACUCUGACUUCUACACCAACUGCAGAUUCAAAGGAGACCAGUGUUUGAGAAUAAAGCCUUCUCUCGGGCUUCUUGUUGAUUCGUGAGAGAGAGAAUCCCAGAGGAACCCCUGCAGCUAAAUUGUGAAAUCCUGUACAUGAAGAGAGAAAAGGAGAAUAU